UACAAUUCCUUAUCGAAUAAGAGUGAAUAUUCAGUGUAAACGAAGUGAAAUUUACAUAAAAAGCGUGUUUUCGGAGGAAGUUUCUGGUGCUUGAUGCAUUAAGUUUUUCGGAACAUUUCGGUUACAAGCAGUUGGUAGCGCAGACGUAAACAAUUCGCCUAGGACGCACGGAUAAACAUGACACAGCAACUGAAAGAUCAGCUCAAGUUUGAUAUCGAAUGGGGGCACGAGAGACUGGUACGGGCACAGCAAACGGUGGAGGUGCGGCCUUUCGAUGUCGAGUCGUGGUCACUGUUGGUGCGCGAGGGCCAAAGCCGGCAAGUCAACGAGGUUCGCUCGUUGUACGAAUCGCUGGUUUGCGUGUUUCCUACGACUGCCCGCUACUGGAAAGUGUACAUCGAGCAGGAGAUGAAAUACCGCAACUACGAACGCGUUGAAAAACUGUUCCAACGCUGUUUGGUGAAGAUCCUGAACAUCGACCUGUGGAAGCUUUAUUUAACGUACGUUAAAGAAACCAAAGCUGGAUUAAGUACUCACAAGGAAAAAAUGGCCCAGGCGUACGACUUUGCGCUUGAAAAGAUUGGCAUGGAUCUGCACUCGUUCUCGAUCUGGACAGACUACAUUACGUUUCUGAAGAGUGUCGAGGCUGUGGGAAGCUACGCGGAAAACCAAAAAAUUACUGCCGUCCGAAAGGUGUACCAACGGGCAGUAAUAACGCCCAUCAUCGGCAUCGAGCACUUGUGGAAGGAUUAUAUUGCGUUCGAACAAAACAUCAACCCUAUUAUAUCAGAGAAAAUGAGUCUAGAGCGGUCACGUGACUACAUGAACGCAAGGCGUGUAGCAAAGGAGUUGGAGAUCGUGACGAAAGGUUUAAAUCGGAACCUGCCGGCCGUUCCACCGACCGUUACGAAAGAAGAAGUAAAGCAGGUUGAGCUUUGGAAAAAGUAUAUAGCAUUCGAAAAAUCAAACCCUUUACGCAGCGAAGACAACGCACUCGUCACACGUCGCGUAAUGUUUGCGAUCGAACAGUGCCUGCUCGUGCUCACACACCAUCCUGCCGUGUGGCAUCAGGCGGCACAGUAUCUGGACCAGAGCUCGAAACUACUGGCGGAAAAGGGGGAUCUCAAUGCUGCCAAAGUGUUCAGCGAUGAAGCGGCCAACAUUUUGGAACGUGCGAUCAAUUCCGUUCUGAGCAGAAAUGCACUGCUCUAUUUCGCCUAUGCCGAUUUUGAAGAAGGACGUUUGAAGUACGAUAAAGUUCAUCAGAUGUACAAUAAAUUCCUCUCGAUCAACGAUGUCGACCCCACGUUGGCAUACAUUCAGUACAUGAAGUUCGCUCGACGAGCGGAAGGGAUUAAGUCGGCUCGGGCCGUGUUUAAGAAGGCACGCGAGGACGCCCGCUCCACUUACCACGUGUUUGUGGCUGCCGCACUCAUGGAGUACUACUGCAGUAAGGAUAAGGAUAUCGCUUUCCGUAUAUUCGAGCUAGGGUUAAAGCGGUUCGGUGGCAGUCCCGAGUACGUCAUGUGCUACAUCGACUACUUAUCGCAUUUGAAUGAGGACAACAAUACCCGUGUACUGUUUGAGCGGGUUCUCUCAUCCGGUGGACUGACGCCACAGCUCUCUGUCGAAGUGUGGAACCGUUUCCUCGAGUUCGAGUCCAACAUCGGCGAUCUGUCGAGCAUAGUGAAAGUCGAGCGACGCCGCAGUGCCGUACUGGAGAAACUGAAGGAAUUUGAAGGAAAAGAAACAGCCCAGCUGGUCGAUCGGUAUAAGUUUCUCGAUCUCUACCCGUGUUCACCUUCGGAGCUGAAGUCCAUCGGGUACACGGACACGCACGGCAUGUUGAGUGUGACCGGUGUUAAACCACCGCCGGCUCCCGUCCCGGAGCAACCGGAACAACCGCAACAAUUGGUGCGGCCCGAUUUCAGCCACAUGAUUCCAUACAAACCGAAGCAGAACGCGUUCCCGGGCGAACAUCCUCUCCCUGGCGGGAGCUUUCCGCAGCCGGCUGCUUUGGCAGCGUUGUGCGCCAUUCUGCCUCCCCCAGUUAGUUUUCAGGGUCCGUUCGUUGCCGUCGAUAAGCUGAUCGAAGUAUUCAACCGUGUUCAACUCCCGGAGGUUCCACCACCGCCAAGUGAUGGCACAGCCGAUGCCCGACUAUUCGAGUUGGCCAAAUCCGUACACUGGAUUGUGGAUGAUAGCACCUACGCGGGUGAAGGCGGCCUUAAGCGACGUCGGAUGGCGCCGGGCGGUGAGGAUAGUGACGAUGAAGGGGUAGCGCCAGCUCCUCCAGCGAACGAUAUCUAUCGCUUGAGGCAGCAGAAACGAUUCAAGUAAAUACAAUUGUAACCGCAUAAACGUGUCCCUUCAGGGGCAAUUUUAGUUAGAUGAGUUGCAUAUGUAAAAUAAACAAUAAGUUAAAAAUGGUGAACCAAUCUUAAUCAUGUUUAAUGUUUUCCGAAAACACUAAUAAAACGUUCAGCGAGGAAACGCCAUAAU
This is a messenger RNA of Anopheles coustani, 2502 nucleotides long. RefSeq names its product protein suppressor of forked (gene su(f)). The transcript is spliced from 9 exons. NCBI's taxonomy places the organism in Eukaryota, Metazoa, Arthropoda, Insecta, Diptera, Culicidae. Bases 178 to 2340 code for a protein of 720 amino acids. Gene Ontology annotation, molecular function: mRNA binding; protein binding. Gene Ontology annotation, biological process: mRNA 3'-end processing. The record is from RefSeq and is a predicted model, not a curated record. Gene Ontology annotation, cellular component: nucleus.